AUGGCGGGCAAAGACGUGGUCGUGACCGGAGCCACUGGUCUCCUCGGAAGACAGGUAUCGCGGGCGUUUGAUAUGAAGAGUUGGAACGUCAAAGGUACGGGAUACUCUCGCGCCGACGGUGUCUCCGUCUUCAAAGUCGACCUCGGAAAGACCUCUGAAGUUGAAAAGUUCCUCGACGGAUCCAAGCCUCAGGUAGUCGUGCACUGCGCCGCCCAGAGGUUCCCAGACAAGGUAGACAGCGACCCGGACGCCGCCCGCGCUCUCAACGUCGAGGCCACGCGGUCCCUCGCCAAGCUCUGCGCCGCCCGCUCGACCCUGCUCAUCUACAUCUCGACCGACUACGUCUUCUCCGGAAAACAGGGGAACGCCCCCUACGAGGCCGACGCGCAGACGGGGCCGACGAACCUCUACGGCCAGACCAAGCUGGACGGCGAGCGCGCCGUGCUGGAGGAGUACGAGGCCGCUGGGCCCGGCGCCGCGGGGCUGGGCCUCGUCCUCCGUGUGCCUGUGCUGUACGGCAAGGCGGACACGCCGGCGGAGAGCGCGACGAACGUGCUCAUGGACACGUUGUGGAAGACGCAGGACGGGGGCGCCAAGGUGAAGAUGGAUCAUUGGGCUAUUCGGUAUCCGACCAACACGGAGGAUAUUGGGCGCGUGUGUCACGAUAUCGCCGACAAGUACCUCGGGGCCGAUGACCGCAGCUCGUUCCCCAGGAUCCUGCAGUUCUCUAGCGAGGACAGGAUGACAAAGUACGAGAUUUGCCAAAAGUUUGCAGAUAUCAUGGACCUUUCCAUGGACGGCAUCAUUGCCAACACGGAGGGCAACGACCCAAAUGCGAGCGUGCAGCGGCCGUAUGACUGUCAUCUCAGCACGCGGGCUCUCAAGGAUCUGGGCAUUGAUGUGUCGACGAGUGACUUUAUUGGGUGGUGGAGGCGUGAGGUGCAUGCUUUCCGGCACUGA
Messenger RNA from Colletotrichum phormii, 960 nucleotides. Its product is annotated as RmlD substrate binding domain-containing protein. The record is from RefSeq and is a predicted model, not a curated record. Gene Ontology annotation, biological process: S-adenosylmethionine biosynthetic process. The transcript is spliced from 4 exons. Gene Ontology annotation, cellular component: methionine adenosyltransferase complex. Lineage: Eukaryota; Fungi; Ascomycota; Sordariomycetes; Glomerellales; Glomerellaceae. Gene Ontology annotation, molecular function: methionine adenosyltransferase regulator activity. Bases 1 to 960 code for a protein of 319 amino acids.